Paramisgurnus dabryanus is the source of this 2793-nucleotide messenger RNA. It is a transcript of the gene fam161a, whose product is annotated as FAM161 centrosomal protein A. The record is from RefSeq and is a predicted model, not a curated record. NCBI's taxonomy places the organism in Eukaryota, Metazoa, Chordata, Actinopteri, Cypriniformes, Cobitidae. Gene Ontology annotation, cellular component: cilium. Gene Ontology annotation, biological process: cilium organization.
GACGCAAAUCUGUUACGGCGGGAGUGGCGGGCGGUCUUUCAUUCAAGCAUUUAUUCAUUGAGUUAUGAGUGAGAAAGAAAUAUGGAGAAGUGUCACCGCGCUAACGUGCUGGUGACGUCCUGUCUGAAGACGCCGGUAGACCCGCGCACUAAAGUUCCGUUACCCCAGUACGAGAGGGAGAGAGCACUGCCGCGCGCCCCCGACGGACUCCCCGGCAACCUGGACUAUGAGAGAGAGAUAGAAUAUGAUUCGGGAUCUGAUCUGGAUGUUGACCCUCCUACCAAAGACAACAAUCCUGUGAUGAUCAAAGACUACAGUUUGCCGGGCGAUAACAUUGACUUUAAGCAGCUCUACUUCUCCAACCAAGAGUACUACCAUAAACUAGAGCAGCUGAAGAAAGCUCAUCUUCAAACGAUGGCUGAACUCGAACUUAUGUAUCGCAAGAAACUGCAGCUUAAUGAUCAAACCCAUCGUUCACAUCGGGAAAGAUCGAAUCCGAUGUUUAUUGGCAGUCUGAAAAAAGCCCAGUCUGCUUUGGAGCUGCGGCGCAAUUCGAACCUCUCAGACAUGUCUGUUGAGGAGCACGUUGCUGACGUUGGCCAAGAAGACCAGAGCCACUACAAUGCAGGACCCCUCCUCUCCCCGAAAGAGCACAUAAAGAAAAUGUGGCAGGACUUCAGAGUGCAACCGCUUUCUAUACCUCAACAGUCUCCAUUUUCAUCCUCACUUCAGAGUCUGCCACGAGACUACCAGGGCACCAACAAACCUAGUGGUAAGGUGAGGGGUCAACAAAAAAAACAGAAGCAAGCUGAAGACGAUGGUUGGCAUCCGAGAGUCACGGUUCCCCAACCUUUCCAGAUGACACUUCGUGAGGCAGAACGACGAAAAAAGGGCGUAAAGUCACGUUCUGAAAUUGAACGAGAAAACCAAGACCUCAGGCGCCAACUGGAGGAGAUCACAGAAUGCCAGCGAAAGUUCCGUGCCAGCCCGGUGCCCGCACAUGUACGCCUUCCGCUUUACGAGGAGCUACACGAGAAAGACGAGGAGCGCAGGCGGCUUCAUCGAGAGACAGAGCAGCAUCGUCUUCACGCUUCUGAGAGACCCUUCAGCUUCCUGGAGCGCGAGCGGCUGAAGAAAGAGCAGAAAGAGGCCGAGCUUCAUAAACAAAUGCUCAUACUGGAUAAAGAGGAAGAGGAGAGAAGGAAACGUCCGUUCAGGGCAAAACCUGUUCCUCGGGCAGUGAAGGAGGCCGCCCUGGGUGAACAGCAAAGAGAAGAGGAACUCUAUCGGUUGAUAAAGAUGCAGAUGCGGGCAGAAGAGUUGCUUCACAGUGCAUCCAUGCCACCCAGCAUGUUAGCACGUCGCAUUAGCGAGAGACAAGCACAUAAAGCUGCCCAGGAAGACAAGCAAGUCUGCAGACCCAAGAUCAUCACAGAAGUUCCAGACUUUGAUGCAAGUUAUAGGAGGUUUCGGAAGCAGCUGGAGAAACGGAGGGAUGUACGGCCCUUGACGGCAUGCGAACCCUUCAAACUGCGCACAGCUACUAUUGCUUCACACAAGGAACGCAUCAUGGCAGAUAUCGAGGCAGGGAAGCAAAGUCCAAGACCAACACGUUGGCCGUUUGUAAGCACCCCGGCUUUGUCGCCCUCAUCAUCUCUUUGUUCCUCAGUGUCUGGAAGUCAGGAAUACUUGUCUGCUAAGUUCACGGAUGCAGCCAAGAAGCGACAAGAAGCUGUGAGAAAAGUCCUAGAGCAGAGAAAGAAGGCAGAAGAAGAGGACGAGAAGUGGAAGGAGAAGCAAAAACAGAGAGAGAGGAAACUACAAAGAGUGAUCUCAAAGCGAGCCCAGGCGAAUGACCCGCACGUUGCCCUGGCUCAAACAAGCCAGUGUAAACUCAAAGAGUUUAGGAAACAAGAUAUCCAGAGACGUCGAGAGUAUCAGGAAGAGAUGAGAGCAAUCCAGGAGCGAGUUAAAGGGAGACCCUUGCUGCUGGAGCAGGUAGCACAGAUGAAUGCUAAGAGGGCAGCAGAAAAGCUCUACUCUGAUACUUUGCAUGGAUGUGGUCUGAAUGAAUUGUUUGUUAGCGAAAAAGCUCCUAAAGGCCUUAUGCCCAGACAGGGCACUUCAAGCCCUGCCGCCUUCUCAGACAGCCAGACUCCUCCCACAUCCAGAAACGAAGAUCCCCUGGAAUUUGGAAACCUGCAGGAUUCUCUCCAUGAUGAUUACCCUGAUGAUUAUGAGGAGUAUGAUCAAGAAGUGGAGGAGGACCACUUGGACGAAGAUGAAAAACCAAACGAAUAUCAUGACAUUGAUGAGGAAAAUGGGGAUGAUACAGACCACUCAUUUGAUGAUGAGCUGAAUGUUGAUGAAGAGCAGGAAGACCAUGAUGACAUCAUCAGUAAGCGCAGCCAGAGCAGCAAAGGAAGUGACAGUAACAACAGUCACCAUAGCAACAGAAGCAGAUCAGGAAGUAUUGGUUCAUGAUAAAGAAAAAUGAGAGAAUCAGAAAAUGGAUGAACAUGAGUGAAUGUAUUCAUGUUGUUAGUCUCACUUGUGCCCCUUGUGGAGCUGGAUGGUGUUUUUUUUUUAUAAAAUAUAUGUGUUUAUCUUUCUUCUGAAUAUUUUUAAUAAAAUUUUAAUUGAACAACCAUCAGCGCGCUAUUAUGUAUAAUAUGUAAAUCUGUCAAAACCGUUCAAGGUCACAUUUCACAAGUCAACAGAAACAAAAACGAUCUGCAAUUGGUUUUGCAUUGUAAUACUAACGUUAACGUUACAAGAUCAUGUUAUAGAUUU